Messenger RNA from Terrapene triunguis (Three-toed box turtle), 4254 nucleotides. RefSeq names its product t-complex 10 like 2 (gene TCP10L2). Gene Ontology annotation, biological process: centriole elongation; cilium assembly. The transcript is spliced from 19 exons. Gene Ontology annotation, molecular function: tubulin binding. NCBI's taxonomy places the organism in Eukaryota, Metazoa, Chordata, Testudines, Emydidae. Gene Ontology annotation, cellular component: nucleus; centrosome; centriole. Bases 1 to 4254 code for a protein of 1417 amino acids. The record is from RefSeq and is a predicted model, not a curated record.
AUGAGACCACCAAACUCACGUUUACUUCUGGACUUAUCCAGGAUUGGAACCCAGCUCUCUGGAGAUGAAAGGCUGGAGUUCAGAAAGCGGGAUAUGGAAGCAGAUACUCUCAAAGAUGAAGACCAUAUGGCUGAGUGGACUGUCAAUGAUCCAGCAAGACUGGUGCCACCUCCUAGCAAAAUCACUGAGAAGGCCAUGUGCUUUUUGCCCCCGGGCCAGAUAAACAGCACAAAUGGCUCAUUCAAUGAGCAGUUUACACCUUUCUGCUACUCAGCGGACAGCAGUAUGAUGGGCAGUAAUGGCAGCUCAUCAGAUAACAGGUUCCAUGGCCAAGCUUUUCAGGAUGCAAAGCAACUCAAUUAUUUGGCCAACUCUGCUCUUUUUCCUCAUUUGUUGGCAUCCAGCAUAACUCAGACUGGAAUUGUCCAGGCCAGUAAAAGUAGUGACUUGGAAACACUCCGUCCUGUUGCUGCUGCUCCUGCUCCUCAGAUAAGUCAGGAACCCACAUGCUACAGAAACAUGGAACAGAGCCCAGGGCAGCAGGAAAUUGUGAUGAUGGAACAGAUGGAGCAGCUGCAAAGGCUGGUAACUGAACAACAGAAAAUCAUCACAUACUAUAACCCAGGCUUUUCAGUCUGUCCCGGCACCCCUUCCCAGCUCGUUGCCAUGGUGCCAACACUUCCAAGAUUUCCUGCCACUUUGUUUCCUGUCCAGCUCCCUUUGGAAAACUCUUCACCAGUCCAGAACCACGGACAUUUACAAACCAGUCCAUCAAUAACGCAGACUUCCCUUCAGAGACGUUCCCCAGCAUCCUCACCCAACAAUAGCUGCUCAGAAACCUUAGGGGAGCGCCUGCAACCUCGAAGUCCAGAUGAAAGCCCACUAAAGGAAGAGGCUUGUCCUAAUACUCUGCCUGCCAUUAAAGAAGAAGAGGGAGAGCAAACUGAUGAACAGAUUCCCCUUUCCCCUUUUGGCAUAAGGAUGGACGCAAGGACUAGAAACCUGGAAGACAGACCAAUCAGACCAGGAAUUGGUGUAAGACAGAAGACUUUUGAAGAAUUUGUUGAAGAACAACUUAAAGUAGAUUCUCAAAUAACAGAAAACCACCAGCAGAACUUCUGUGAGGCUAAAGUAACCCCUCGGAAAUCUUUCCUGAAACGUGGAGAAGGCAUUGCAAGGCUGGAAAAAAAUAAAGAGAACCUUGUGAAAGGACAAGCCAAACAUCCCAGAAGAGUUAGCUUUGAUUGCCAGAAUCUCUUCUCUUUGCCUCGCCAACAGGAUGCAGGAAAAUUACAGCUGGGGAAACAUUUAAAUCGUUUACAUCGACGGGCCAGCAGCCCCACGGUGUUGCUCUCUAAUGAGAAGAAUACAAAUUGCACUAUCUCCAUGAGUGAAAUAAAGGCUCAGGUUGACAGUAAGGCAAGAGAUCCUGAGCAAUGCCCAGAAGAAAGAGGAGAAGGAGGUGGUGGAGAAGUGUGUGCAAAGGAGGAUCCUGCUGUACCACUGCAGAUGAACUGGGCUGAACUCCUGCAGCAGUGUCAGGAACAAAUUACUGAAAUGAAGCUACAAAUAGGUGAGAAAAAUAAAGCUCAAAGUACUGAUUCUCUAGGACAUUCAGACAAAGCAGACAAAAGUUCCAUGGAGUCUACAGUUCAAAAGGACCUAGAUAUUGUGGAUCAGCGUGUGAGGGGCAAUCUAACUCAGAGAGCAGAAAAGCCCUUGGAAAUCCUUCAAGAAGGUUCUAAGCUUCAGAAUUUAGAAGGAAGCCAAACCAAGCAGAUGGAUUGGAGCACAAGCCUCAAAUUCACACCAGAUGUGAAAGGAAUUAGCAGUUGCCACAAUGAAGAUUACACUGUGAGCAAAAGCCCAGAGACCCAAAGAGGAACCAUCACUGGGUUUAAGAUGGUUAAUGACAGAAUAAUGAAAGUUACCCACAAAUCAACUCAAGGCAUGGACAGGAAAAAGAAUAUCACAUCUGUCAGCCACCAGCAAGAGUGGCAAAGUAAUAGAAGUGCUGCCAACAGGUUGAAUGCUCAACCUUUGUCUAGUGGGUCAGGCUGCACAUCCACUGACAGUGAGGAUGACCCCAAAUCUUACUGCACUCGGUCUCCCACAACGCACAUGCCUCAGAAAGCAGGUCGCACAGACAAAAAUUUGGAUCUCUCUGAUGCUGAUUAUGCUACUGAUGAGCCCAGUGGAGCAGAAGAGCUGGCCCUGAAAAAGCACACCAAGCCACCUCCAAAGAAACUGGGUGCUCAAGAGAUAAAAGGCAAGCAGGAUCUCUCCCUCAGCACAAGCAGCAGUGAGUCUGGUAACGGGGUUGCCAGGCUGAAAGGAAACAAGGCUUGCUUUUCUCUUCGAAAGUCUCCCUUUCGGCCCCCGAGAUCUGCGAGAGGUGGAAGAGAGCCUGAGCCAAGGAGUGAGAGUAAUGUUGGGGAUGUUAAAAAUGUAGAUCUGCACUCAUCACCCUCCACAUGUGAUCUGGUGGCCAGCCUAUUCCCUGCAUUCAAAAGUAAAGAAACUCUUGCAGAGGAGAGGGCACAAAGAAAACCAGUUCUGGGUACGCUAGAAGCAGCUCAGAGAAGGCUUACUGACAAGUUAGAGGAAUUGGAAAAGGAAGUUGGUGUAUAUCAUGGAGAAACCCCUCUUCUAGCGAGGAUGAAAGAAGAACAAGAGAAAGCAAGGCAUUUUCUCAGAACACGAAUGGAUCAGCUGGAGACCAGCAAGGCUCAAGAACUUAAUUGCUUAGAAGAAUAUAAGACAGACCGCAUUCACACACUGCAGAAAGAAAAGGUUGAAUUUAAGAAGUACGCAACAGCAGCUAGAGUCACUAGGGAGGAAGUCAAAUCAGAAGAAAUACAAAUGUUAAAACAGCAGAUUGCAGGGCUCCAGGAGGAGUUCAGGAGAAAUGAGUCCCACUGGCAUGCUGCCCAUGGCAAGCUAAAACAUCAGAUUGAGAUGCUGACCAAACAGAACCUGGAGCUUCGAGAUGAGCUCAGAGUUUCAGAGCAUCAGAGGCUGGAAGCAGAAAAGAAAUCUGGAGCUGUGGAUUUCAUAAGCAGAAAAUCAGAAACCCCGGUUUCAGAAGCUAUUUUGAGAGGGACAUCGUCUCUGGCUAACCUAGAAGAAAGGCCAUUGCGAAGUAGCCAUAAGAGUCGCAACACCACUCCGGUGGGGAGGAAAACUCCAGUGGAGAAACACCCCCCCCAGAGAUGUGAAUAUGAAAGUAUGGAUAAAACUCGGGCAGUGCAAAGGACUGAGUCUUUGAAAUCAGUAACCAGGGAACCCAGAGAAAAGACACCAUCUAAUCACUUUCAUAGCAGAAGUACGACACCCACUGGCAGGAGAACACCCCAUCAGGGAAGAUUAACACCCUUUGAGCCAGAGAAGGUUAUACAUCAAUCAUCUCUUAAUGAACAAAGAACCUAUGGCAGGAAGUCACCUAUACUUCCCGUCUCACACUUGACUGUGUCUAAGGAAACCAACUCAUCGUCUUACAUAAAAGGCAGAUUUUCAUCUACCUCAGGUAGUUCAGAGGACACAGUCCUCUUUCGCAACCAGAACGAUGAUGUUUGUAGCUCUGCAUCCUGCAGUAACAAUGAGGAAACACAGACUUCUCCUCCAAAAUCAACAUUAUCCAGAAGAUCUUCGCUAUAUGAAGAAAGCAAAAAGAGUGGUGAGGAGGUCCGAGAAAAAAUAGAGUAUGCAGAUGGCAAGGUAGAAGAGGUGCUUACUGAUGGCCGUCGAAUCAUUACUUUCCGCAACGGUACCAAGAAAGAGAUCAGUGCUGAUAAAAGGAUGACGGUGGUUACUUUUUUCAAUGGAGAUGUAAAGAAGGUCAUGCCGGAUCAGAGAGUGAUUUAUUAUUAUGCAGAUGCACAGACAACCCAUACCACUUAUCCAAAUGGCUUGGAGGUGCUGCAGUUCCCUAACAAUCAGAUAGAAAAACACCACCCAGAUGGCACCAAAGAAAUUGUGUUCCCAGAUCAGACAAUGAAACGCUUCUAUGAUGGUGGGCUUGAGGAAACGGUUUUUCCAGAUGGUACAGUAGUAAAAAUAGAAAAGAACGGCAAUAAAAUGGUGAUGUUCAGUAAUGGACAGAAGGAGAUUCACACAUCACAGUUCAAGAGGAGGGAGUACCCCGAUGGCACUAUAAAGACUGUGUACUCCAGUGGCCAACAGGAAACAAAGUAUUCCUCUGGACGGGUGCGAAUCAAAGACGAAGAGGGCAACAUCAUCCUCAAUAAGAAGUGA